UCAGAUAUCAGCUGUUUGUCUGUCUUUGUGGCGAAUUGUCAUAAUUCGCUUGUGCGAAUUGUUUAUUUAAAAUAAACAAUAAACAAAUGGAUCGAAAUGGGUGGUAAAAGUUAUUUUUGUGAUUAUUGUCGCUGUUAUAUGAAAAAUGAUAAAAAUGUACGUAAAACUCACAAUGAAGGUUUAGCGCACAAAAUUAUAAAAACGUCUAUUAUGAGGAAGUAUGAAGAUCCUCGAAAGAUUUAUGAAGAGGAAAUCGUCAAACAACCAUGUACACGAUAUUUUAAAAGCUAUUGCAAAUAUGAUUUAUACUGCCAAUAUACGCAUUUCAACGAAACGCAAUUAAAACAAUUAAAAGACAUGAUAGAAAAUAAAAUCACUACAACAGAUUACAGAGGUCUUACAACAAAUAACCCCAAACGUUCAUCAACAGCAAAAGAAAUUGCGAAAUUUCCUUGGCAGAAUUCUAUAACUAAACGUAAACAAAAGUUGUUACCAUCUAAGUUGCCACCAUCUUUAAGACCUUUAAAUUUAAAGAAAUUAUCCAAAAUUGAUGUAAGUAAUAAUAAAUGGGGCUGAUGAUAUAUAUUUUUUUCGGUAAAUUUUCUACGAUAAUAACUUUAUUACCUUUUCCAUAGUAUUAUCAAUAUUUAAACUUAAAUUAAGAGAUUUGCCAAAUUCACUAAAAUAUGAUUUACAAUCAAGACCACUUAAAUUUUCCGUACGUGGAUCUGUUAAAUGGGCUAAUAGGAAAUAAAUUAAGUGUUCUGAAAAUAAAGUAAUAAAAAUCAAAAA
Lucilia sericata (common green bottle fly) is the source of this 792-nucleotide messenger RNA. RefSeq lists its product as uncharacterized. The coding region runs from base 97 to 576 and encodes 159 amino acids. Lineage: Eukaryota; Metazoa; Arthropoda; Insecta; Diptera; Calliphoridae. The transcript has 2 exons. The record is from RefSeq and is a predicted model, not a curated record. Gene Ontology annotation, cellular component: U12-type spliceosomal complex; nucleus. Gene Ontology annotation, molecular function: zinc ion binding; nucleic acid binding.